Molecule: messenger RNA, 258 nt
Organism: Aphanomyces astaci
Lineage: Eukaryota; Oomycota; Saprolegniomycetes; Saprolegniales; Verrucalvaceae
Exons: 1
Coding region: 1-258 (85 amino acids)
Source: RefSeq, a predicted model, not a curated record
AUGUCGGACAAAUUUGGUUCGUACGUGUCGUCGAAUGAGCGGCACGCCUUGGAGACCAAUCCCCGGCUGCGUGGCAUGAAUUACACCCACGCUUGGGUCAACCACUCCGAAAACUUUGUCAACCCCAUCAACGGUGCCCACAGACAGUCCAUCAAAGGUGUGUGGGAGGUGAGGAUCAAGAAAUACCUCAAGGCGAUGCGCGGGGUGCACCGCAAGCACCACCCUGGGCAUUUAGACGAAUUUUUGUGGCGUUCGUAG